GCGGAGAUGGUUGUUCUGUUUUUACUUGAGAAUAAUUAUCUUAUCUUGUUUUCUAUAGUUUGAUUAACGCUAUAAAUUGAAUUCUUUUUUAUUAAGACAUAUUGAAUUUUAUGUAAUCAGCUUAUUAGUUUUAAGUGAUCCCAUAAAAAUGGACACCCUUAGGUUUUAUUUCGUGACCUGGAAUGUAGCAACUAAGUCUCCAGGUCAAGAUCUCAAUUCGUUACUGGAUUUUCCUUCUCAGUUUAAUAAGAAUAAGCCACUACCAGAUUUUUAUGUUAUCGGGCUGCAAGAGGUGAAGUCCCAGCCACAGAACAUGUUGAUGGAUUCCCUUUUCUCGGACCAGUGGACACAAAUGUUUAAUAAGAUUCUUUGCAGACAAGGCUUUGUUGUUGCCAAGAGCAUAAGGCUGCAAGGCAUAAUACUGCUUGUUUACACUCAAAUGAAACAUCUACCCCAUUUGAGGGAAAUCGUGGCACAGUAUACCAAAACUGGUCUAGGCGGACUUUGGGGUAACAAAGGAGCCGUCAGUGUGCGUUUCAAUAUCUACGGAUGCUCGGUGUGCCUCGUGAACUGCCAUUUGACCGCCCACGAGCACUUACUGGCUGACCGAAUCAAUGACUACAACACUAUCCUUAAGGAACACGGUUACCAAGUCAGCGAGACCUCCAACAUCCUUUUUCAUGAUUACGUAUUCUGGAUUGGAGAUCUAAAUUUCCGAACCGACCACCCGACGGGUAGCAGUCCAACUUCUGAAGAAAUUGUAGCGACUUUACAAAAGGUUGAAAAGGACAAGUAUACAGCUCUACUAAAACACGAUCAGUUGCUAGCGGUCAUGGACAGUGGAGAAGCGUUCUCCGAGUUCUCAGAACCAGAAAUCAGAUUUCCACCGACGUACAAAUUCUUGAUGGGUAGCGACGAUUACGAUUUGAAGCGAAAACCUUCAUGGACGGACAGGAUAUUGUACAAAGUGAUAGCAAAUAACUAUGAGAACAUCACACUGAGGGCUGAUUUGAUAUCUUACAACCACAUACCUCACUACACGGUCAGUGACCACAAGCCUGUGGUCGCGCAAUUUAAUAUUAAGAUUCGGCAAAAGCACGCACCCGCUGUAGCAACACCGCCUAAGGCCGCUAGAGCAAAGAUACGCAUGCGAUCGGCCAUAGUCACGCCUGAAGGUAGCCACGGAUCGGAUAUUGGUGAAGCCAUGGCAGCAUGCGCUGAAGUGUUAGAGCAUGCUGAAAGUUCCGCGGUCGUUCAAGAUUCUGAUGAAGCGGCGUUCGCGAACUACACAGUGAAGACAGUCGAGUUCGCGCCAAUAGUCCGCAUCUGGUACAUCGGUGACGCGGACUUCCGCACGCAGUGCACGUUGUCGCCGGACGUUGAGAUCAACCCUAAUGACUGGAUUGGCAUUUAUGACGCAAAUUUCCACAGCUUAGACGAUUACAUAGCCUACGAGUAUUUGGCUAAAGUGAGCCUUCCCCAAACUCCGCCUCCAGCCGGGCAGCCUCGCACCAUCACUCUGAGCUUCCCCGUUGGCAGCGGCGUGCGCACACCCGGCUUCUACCGGUUCAUAUACUUCAGCCAGCCCAACACCGAAGUCAGGAGUGUAUUGGGUAUAUCAGAACCGUUCGAAGUGAGCAGUCGAGAAGAUAGGUUAGUAUCCCUUGAUCCUUGCGAGGAGGCCUCAUGCAGUACAUCCCCCGGCAGAGCAAAGCCCAGCACCGCCACAACGGACAUCUUCACAGACUUCACUGGCCUCGACGUAGCUAAGCUCUCACGCCACUUCUCAAACGACUUGAGCAUUGACUGACUAAAAAGUUAUAUGCCCGGAUCGCCGGCGACUAAACGAAAAGACGGGGUCUAGUCUAGGUUUGUAGCAUAAAGUAGUGAAUGGAAUGAACGGUUGGUAAUGGGAAAGAUACUUCAAGUGAUGAUUAUGCCAUUAAAUCUGGUACUAUGUAAUGCAUGUUGGGUCAAAUAAAUCCGGCCGCAUAUUAUCAGAAUUUGUCUGUCAGAACUUUGUCUCACUCACUCAGUGAGAAUCAGAGGCGUUCAGCCGAUUCGGUAACAUUUUGACAGUCUGCGGCGUUCUACUGGUAGUACAAAUGUAUGUAAGUGCCUUCCGGCUGUUUCUGAUAAUAUGCGGCUGGCCUAUCAGGUGUUUGUAAUAAAUGUGUUUCUGUUCAGAAAAAAUACUAAUGGUCAAGUGAAUAAGGUAUACUGGGUGCUUAUAUUUAUAUUCGGUCCAAUACUGAAACGCCACUCAUCAUCUGAUGCCACGUUAAAUAUUAAGAUGGAUUUAGACCAAACGUAAACGAGCGAAAUGCUGGGUCUGUCCCCACUCUGUCAAAAUCUCUGAAUAAACCGACAAUGUACAAAAAGAAUUUGUAGAGUGGGGAUAGAAUGAGAUUUUGCUCGUUUGGUCUAAACUCACACGUUUACAAAUACUU
Messenger RNA from Maniola jurtina (meadow brown), 2450 nucleotides. Its product is annotated as inositol polyphosphate 5-phosphatase K-like. Bases 149 to 1810 code for a protein of 553 amino acids. Gene Ontology annotation, cellular component: ruffle; plasma membrane; cytoplasm. The record is from RefSeq and is a predicted model, not a curated record. Gene Ontology annotation, molecular function: phosphatidylinositol-4,5-bisphosphate 5-phosphatase activity. Lineage: Eukaryota; Metazoa; Arthropoda; Insecta; Lepidoptera; Nymphalidae. The transcript is spliced from 10 exons. Gene Ontology annotation, biological process: phosphatidylinositol dephosphorylation.